Molecule: messenger RNA, 2070 nt
Organism: Cantharellus anzutake
Lineage: Eukaryota; Fungi; Basidiomycota; Agaricomycetes; Cantharellales; Hydnaceae
Exons: 3
Coding region: 1-2070 (689 amino acids)
Biological process (GO): protein phosphorylation
Molecular function (GO): protein kinase activity
Source: RefSeq, a predicted model, not a curated record
AUGCCCCGCUCCUUGUCGCGCCGGAGUAAGGGUGAUCCCAACACUGGCUCAUCUCGAGACCCACUCGGAACCCGCCGCUACCCCAUUACCAGGACUCUAAACGCGAAGAACAUCCUCGUUCAAGAGACAGUUGGGCCCCAUGCGAUCCACAACUCGAAGAACAAGGGCGUAACUCUUACCAGGCGGAAAAUUUCACCAAAUUCUCCUACUCCACGAAGUUCCCUGGUUGUCGAGUCCUUGUCUUCUCAGGCAGCGUCAUCCCCAAAGGCUCCGCCAGCUGCAUACAGUGAAGUGAAGUUAUCAGAUUUUGCUGCCGCAGUUUUCGAUAUUCCCCCCAAAUCUGUUAAUCUAAAGGAUGUCGCUCGCAACCUUGCCACAUCCUCGGAUUAUGAAUCCACGUGCCGACGCUUCCUCUCCUCUUUGGAAUCGACGUCGUCCAGUACCGAAUCAGACACGAUCGAGGAGGGUUUCAUCGAUGUGCUCAAGCUCAUCUGCCGUCAAUGUGAUCCGUUAGGUCUUCCAGGUGCCUCUGACUUCAAUCCUUUCGCCCAUCCCGCAUACGAUAAGGAGGACUCAGAGCAGUCAACUGAAGACCAGUUUGUCCUAAUGGGUAUGCGGAGAGGUCCACUCAUGGACACUUGGAGCUGGGCAGAUCUCCUUGUUGCAAUUGAUACACAACCGGCCGAUUCUUCAUUUGGUUCACACACCUGUCAGCAGUCAGCAGUCAAGCAUCCGGUCUUGUCUCGGGAAAAUGGUUCAAGCAUUGAUACCAAGUCGCAUCAGGACCAAUCCGAUUCGCCGUACACUCUUCCUUCAUGCGCUUCUCGCUUGCGCCGGUAUGCCGAAUUAGUCAUGACUGCCAAGGGCAACAGAAGGCAUGUGAUUGGACUCUUGGCAACAGGUUCGAACAUAUCCUUCUGGUACUUUGACCGCGGGGGUGGAUUCUACUCCACCCCUGUCAACUUGUUGACCGAUGCUGUCGAGAUCAUAUCAGCAGUGAUGCAACUUGCGCUGAGCGGACCCAUCUCAUUCGGCUUAGAGCCAUUCAUUCAGUCGUCAUCGUCCUGGGAAGCCUUUGAGUCUGUUGAAGGCUCGUGCGUGGUUGUUGAUGGUAUUCGAUUCCGUUUGUGCAAAACGCUUCACGUUGCUCGUGAAUUGGAGGGCCGCGGGACGGUCGUCUUCGCGGCUCAAAAGAUAGCAGAUUCUGCGCGGGCAGAUGGCCGCAGUACAAUCAUCCCUCAUGAUGUCAUAAUCAAAUUCUCCUGGCAGGACGCAUCUGCACCUUUCGAGGAUCUGCUCUUCAGGAGAGCUCAAGAAUGUGCGGUUGAAGGCAUUGCGAAACUCUAUUGCUCAUCCCGGCCCGCGCGCCUCUCCACUGGCCCCCGACGUGCUCUCAGGCUUAUUGCUGGCAUUGAUUAUCACGACCGAGAACUGAGAGUGCAAGUAAUGGGUCCCCUCUGCAUCCCUCUCUAUCGCGUCAAAGAGCUCGAUGUGUUCAAGCUGGCUUUCCCCCACAGGAGCCUUUACGAAAGGGCAGGCAUUCUUCACCACGAUAUCAGCAUCAAUAACUUAAUGGUUGAGAAGGAUAACGAAGUGAAAGGCGUCUUGAUCGAUCUUGACCUCGCGAUCAUAAUCAAGGGAGGCGAUGCACUUCAAUCACAGCGUUCAACAUUGGCAGGCACUCUUCCAUUCCUUUCCGUGGAUUUUCUAGAGGGUACUCCACCAGAACGUCCCAUGUACCGGCACGACUUGGAGUCCUUCGUCUUUGUCCUUGCAUGGAUCCUCAUUCGUUUCGACGAAGAAGGUGAGGAGGCAGAUCAUGAUCAACUCCGGACUUGGUAUACUGGAGGGCGUGAUCAGAUGAAACAUGCAAAAUUUGGUUUCUUUCGACGCUCUUUCGAUCUCCCAAUCGGUCGAUUCCCGUCACUUGGGGUGCUCUGGCUAAGUAAACUUUGUCGAAAUUUUCACCUUGGCUACUCGUUGAGGGAUCGCAUGGGCAAUACUGAUUUUGACCACGAGACUCUCGGCGGCUAUGUGACUCAUAGCUCAUUUUUGGAUGUAUUGCACUAA